Mesocricetus auratus (golden hamster) is the source of this 3301-nucleotide messenger RNA. RefSeq names its product zinc finger protein 39. The record is from RefSeq and is a predicted model, not a curated record. The transcript is spliced from 8 exons. Gene Ontology annotation, molecular function: DNA-binding transcription factor activity; RNA polymerase II cis-regulatory region sequence-specific DNA binding. Gene Ontology annotation, biological process: regulation of transcription by RNA polymerase II. NCBI's taxonomy places the organism in Eukaryota, Metazoa, Chordata, Mammalia, Rodentia, Cricetidae. Bases 387 to 1772 code for a protein of 461 amino acids.
CACCAUCUUGGGAUCUGGAGCCGCCUCCCAGGUUCCGGGGACUCUGCCGGCACCGGCACGCUUCUGCGCCGGGCGCGCAGCGAGGACGCGGGGUGUCCGGACUCCGCCACGCUGCCCGGAUGGAUACCACUGCCUCCUCUGCAGCCACAGCACGUCCAUUCUGAAGUGCAGGAGAGGCGCGUUGCUUUUCAGGACUCUGCAUGACCAAACCAGAGUUCAUCUUUAAGUGGGAGCUUAGAUUCGGGCCAUGAACCACAGCAGAUGCCUCAGUUCGAUGCCUCCCAGGUUCAUCUUGAUCAAGGGGCUCUAAUGCCACUUCUGUUUCCUGGUGACAUGCUGCUCCCUUGAGAACUGUGUGAGGACGCUGGGUGUCCUGGAACCCGGAAAUGGUGUUGGUGUCAUUUGAGGACAUAGCCGUGGACUUCACCUGGGAGGAGUGGCAGAACCUGGAUGCUGCCCAGAGAGCCCUCUACAGGGACGUGAUGCUGGAGACCUACAGCAGCCUGGUGUCCUUGGGGCACUGCAUGACUAAGCCUGAGUUGAUCUUCAACCUAGAACAUGGACUUGGGCCCUGGAGCACAGCAGAUGCCUCAGUCUGGAACCUGUCAGGUGUCAACAAAAUGAGUAGCCUGGUUGAGGCUGGCCAGAAAAAUGGAGACAGACAUUUCUGGCAAAUUGAAAUCAACAGCAAUACAUCAAGUGAAGAACUUGUUGAAGCAGAACUAAAGAUUCAUGAAGAAAUCCACCGAGGGACAAAGUCCUAUGAAUGUGAAGUAUGUUUGGAAGCAUUUUACCUGAAGUCACAGUAUAGCACAAAUCAGAGCUAUCACACAUGUGAAAAUCCGUAUGAAUGUAAGGAAUGUCGACAAGCUUUCUACUCUAAGUCUACCUUCAGUCAAUAUCGGAGGCUCGAGAGAGGUGAGAAACCCCAUGCGUGUAUAGAAUGUGGGAAAACCUUCUACUGCAAGUCACACCUCACUGUACAUCAGAGAACUCACACAGGUGAGAAGCCUUACGAAUGUAAAGAAUGCAGGAAAGCGUUCUACAGCAAGUCACAGCUCAAUGUACACCUGAGAAUUCACACAGGGGAGAAGCCUUAUGAAUGCAAAGACUGCAGAAAAGCUUUCUACCGAAAUUCUGACCUCACUGUGCAUCAGAGAACUCACACAGGUGAGAAGCCCUAUGAAUGUCAAGUGUGCAGGAAGGCGUUCUACUGUAACUCACAGCUCACUGUACAUCACAGGACGCACACAGGAGAGAAGCCCUAUGAAUGUCAGGUAUGCAACAAAGCGUUCUACUGCAAGUCACAACUCGCCGUUCAUCACAGGACUCACACAGGCGAGAAGCCCUAUGAAUGUAAAGAAUGCAGGAAGGCGUUCCAGUGCAGGUCAGACCUCACUCGACAUCGGAGAACUCAUACCGGCGAGAGACCGUAUGAAUGCAACGAGUGCAGGAAAGCUUUCUAUCGCAAGUCAGACCUCACUGUACAUCAGAGGACUCACACAGGCGAGAAGCCCUAUGAAUGUAAAGAAUGCAGGAAGGCGUUCUACUGCAACUCGCAGCUCACUGUACAUCAAAGACAUCACACAGGCGAGAAGCCUUAUGAAUGUAAAGACUGUGGGAAAGCCUUUCAGUGCAAGUAUGAACUCACUCGACAUCAGAGAACACACACAGGUGAGAAACCUUAUGCAUGUCUAGAAUGCAAGAAAGCUUUUUACACCAAGUCAGAUCUCACGCGACAUCUGAAAACACACGCAGGGGACAAGCCCUGAAUAUAAAGGGUAAAGCUUGACACAAUAAGUCAGUCUUUCACUGGCAUCAGAGAACACAUAUGAAACUUUUUACCAUAAAAUUAGCCCUUAGUUAAUAUCAGAGAAUUCAUACAGAUGCAAAAAUAGCCAUGGAAAUAAAGAAAGCUCUCUAUUUUAACUCAUCUCUGUGUACAGACCAAUAAAUUUAGGGAAUGUAAGAAACUUCAUGUGGUCAAAUCUCAUCUGACAUCAUGUAGUAUAUACAGGUGAAUGACCCUUUGAAUAUAAAGAACAUAGAACAAGUUUUUUUAAAACCAUUAAGUGCAUUUAAUGGGCAGGGACCUCAUACAGGUAGACUUUAUCAGUAUGUAUAACACAAAAAAAUUUUGAUACCUAAGUCAGACCUCAGACUACAUCAAAACCAUCAUAAAGGUGCAGUUGUAUACAACAAGUGAUUAGCCAGGUAUAGGUUUUCAUCCUGAACCAUGUGGGUGAUUUGGCAGAGACUCAUUUGGACUUGAUUUUUAACAGCAUAGCAAGACACCAAACCGAAAGACUGGGAGAGCCGGUAUAAUGGUGCACACUUUAAUCCUAGCACUCAGGAGGCAGCAACAUAUGGAUCACUGUGAGUUUGAGGCUAGCCUGGUCAACAUAUUGUGUUCUGGGCCAGCUACGUCUAUACAGUGAAAUCCUGUCACAAAAAAGUGAGCAAAUCUUAAAUGACAGUAGAUGCCAUAUUGUUGUUGAACCAUAAGAAAGUAAAGAAUGUCAGAAAAAAUUUUAAAUAGUACUUGAAACUUAACUGGCAUCACAAACACAACGAGAAGAUAAUAAAGCAUGAGAGUGACACAGGAGUAUAGAUGCCACAUCUCAUGUGGCUUUUCAUCAGUUUGGUAAUGUCAGUAUUGAGCUGUAUACAGACACUCUAGAAACCCCACCAAGCUGCAGACUAUAGGAGCUGCACUCACAUGUUAGCAAGCAAGACAUCGAGUGUGAAUGUGAGAACAUGUUUGAAUUUAAAACUGGUUGAGCUGGGGACGUGGCUCAGUCACAGUGCACCUAGGAGCAAUGCAUUUCCUCUUCUUUUGUACCUGAGACUGCUUACCUAUCACCCAGACUUUCAGCAUUCAUGGACACCAAUCAAGUUUUAGAAAGUAUAAGCAGUUAUAAAACAGUUGUAACAAACUGACCAUGCAUUAAGUUGAGCACUGUCAGUGUAACCACACCGUUUUCAGCAAGACAGUCUGUAGAUAUUCAGGCCAGGCUGACUGAAUUCUUUGUAUCCUGUCCUGCUCUCGUAUUCAUGAUCAUGAUGCCUCAUUCUCGUAGGAGCUUUGAUUAGAGGAACGGUCUUCCAUGCAACUAUAUAUUCCUUUAAUAUGUGAAAAUUUUUUAGGUAAAACUUCAACAUUUUUACACAUCAUAAAUUUGGGGAAGAAAAUCUCAGUUUAUAUAACUUGCACAUUUAUUUCCAGAUAGAACUGUUUGAUAUGAUAUUGGAAACUAUGCACUCAACUGUAUACUACCAAAUAAACACAAUGAUAUUUCCA